Messenger RNA from Daphnia magna, 1259 nucleotides. Its product is annotated as protein phosphatase 1 regulatory subunit 14C. The transcript has 6 exons. The coding region runs from base 173 to 637 and encodes 154 amino acids. Gene Ontology annotation, cellular component: cytoplasm. Gene Ontology annotation, biological process: regulation of phosphorylation. NCBI's taxonomy places the organism in Eukaryota, Metazoa, Arthropoda, Branchiopoda, Diplostraca, Daphniidae. The record is from RefSeq and is a predicted model, not a curated record. Gene Ontology annotation, molecular function: protein serine/threonine phosphatase inhibitor activity.
UCUUAUCUCUAAAACUUCGUUCCGACGUCUACGUAAAAAAGAGCAUUCUGUUCACUUCUUGUUUGGCCAAGCUCUGUAGCUGACACAACAGUGCUUAAAAUUUUAGAACUCACGAAAUUGGACUGUGCAAAGGCAAGCGUGCUUCUCCUGUUUCAACCGGUCUAGUGUGGUAAUGGAGCAUGGGUUAUCAUCCAACGGAUAUUCUCCUGUACCACGCAUGGAUAAUCCUUUGAGUACUCGUGUAAUUGCUGCAGCAUCUCAGAGUUCACCAAAUAAUUCAGAUAAAAGUAGUCCAAACAGAGGUACUCUUCAUGUUGGAUUUUCUGAAGAAAAGGGAGAAGUUAAAGAAAAAAGAGAACGAUUCCUCACUGCAAAAUAUGGAGCACAUCAAAUGGCACUUAUUAGAAAGCGAUUGGCAGUGGAAAUGUGGAUUUACGAACAACUGAAUGAUCUGCAUGGUUGCACUGAUGACUCUCAAAGCCACGAUGUCGAUCUUGAUUUAGAUGAUUUGCUUGAUAUGGAAGAUGACAGUGAACGUCGCACGUACUUGCAGAAGCUUUUAUCCAACGCCAAAAGCCCACCCGAAGCUGUCGAUACAUUUGUCAGCGAGUUGCUGAACCGGACUAAAGUUUUGUGACGACGAGGAAAGAAAAAACGCCCUAUUGUGGUGAAAAUUAAAAAUAAUAAUAAUAAUAAAAUAGCAACGACCAACAAAAUGACAAAAUGAGUCAUUCUCAUAGACCUAUUCUAUUAUGCAAAUGAAUAUUAUUCAAAAUAUUCAUACAUCGUUUCUCCACUUAGACACACACCAUGCAAGCUCGUAAUACAAUAACUUUUAUAUGUAAAGAAAAGUGACACUCCCAAGUAAUCGAAGAAAAUGAAUCCCAAGCAAUUUAAAUGCGCACAUCCUGUGGAAACCCCCUAUAUCGAUACGAGAUCUCCCUUUCACUUCCGUCGGAUGUAGUUUUUUUUUUUUUCUUCAUUCUUCAUACUUCAUCUAUUGUUUUCACUUCUUUUUAAAUGCAUCAAAAUGUAAUUUCUGACCCGUUGCCCUCUUCCCCGUAGCUCCUCGAGAUUUCUGUACGGGUAGCUUAAGCCUCUCUGAGCUGACCAGUUUGAGCGUAGCUAUUUUUUUAUUAUUAUUUUUUUUUUUUUGUCUACGAUCAUCCGGGCAGCAAGCUCCUUAAUGAGCCAGUGUAUUUCUCAAAAUGAUAAGUGUUUGUGGAGAAGUAAUACAUAUUUGCUGAUCUUCAAAGAAA